Molecule: messenger RNA, 648 nt
Organism: Triticum turgidum subsp. durum (durum wheat)
Lineage: Eukaryota; Viridiplantae; Streptophyta; Magnoliopsida; Poales; Poaceae
Source: the annotation of a GenBank genome assembly
AUGAACAAGGAGAAGCAUCACAGGAACGAGCACCUCCUCCGGCGCUGCUGCGGCGGCUUCGCGGCGUGCCUCCUGGCGCUGGUCGUCGUCGUCGCAUUCAUCGCGCUCGUCGUCUACCUUGCGCUCCGCCCGACCAAGCCUUCCUUCUACUUGCAGGACCUGCAGCUCCACUCCAUCAACCUCGGGGACCCCUCCCUUUCUGCCACCGCGCAGGUCACGCUCGCCUCCCGCAACCCCAAUGACCGCGUCGGCAUCUUCUACAGGCGCCUCGACGUCUUCGUCACCUACCGCGACGAGCCCGUCACCGUGCCGAUCUCCCUGCCGCCCAUGUACCAGGGCCACCGGGACGUCACCAUUUGGUCCCCCGUGCUGUCCGGGGAGUCCGUGCCCGUGGCCGGAUACGUCGCCGAGGCAAUGAAGCAGGACAUCGCCUCCGGGUACGUGUCGCUGCAGGUCAAGAUCGACGGCCGCGUCAAGUGGAAGGUCGGGACCUGGGUCUCCGGCAGCUACCACCUCUUCGUCAGCUGCCCCGCCAUGCUCGCCGCCGGCCCCGGCGGCAUGCCGCUCGGGGGUGGCCCCAACGGCACCGGGGGCGCCGUCGCGUCACUGAAAUUCACGCAGCCGACAGGGUGCACCGUCGGGACGUGA